Prunus dulcis (almond) is the source of this 2646-nucleotide messenger RNA. Its product is annotated as L-type lectin-domain containing receptor kinase VII.1. The record is from RefSeq and is a predicted model, not a curated record. Gene Ontology annotation, biological process: protein phosphorylation. Gene Ontology annotation, cellular component: plasma membrane. Lineage: Eukaryota; Viridiplantae; Streptophyta; Magnoliopsida; Rosales; Rosaceae. The transcript has a single exon. Bases 241 to 2337 code for a protein of 698 amino acids. Gene Ontology annotation, molecular function: protein kinase activity; ATP binding; carbohydrate binding.
GCCACAUGCCCUUUUGAGUCGGCAAGUCUGCCUUCGGCCAGACAAGCAAUUCCACCACAACAAUCAAAGCCAAAUGCCAUUUUCUUAGUUACCCCAAUAUCCAAGGGCAAAAAAGACACAUCUCCAGCUGAAAUUUAUGGGUUUCAUUGGCUACACAAAUCACAUAUGUUCAGCUACAAAAUAAUAAUAAAAAACCCUUCUCUGCAUCCCCUGUUUCAGUUCAUUCAUUUCUCUACAUGAAUGAGCUUCCUCUGUUUUUCUACAAUGAAGGAAAAAAACCAGCAUCCCAAACAUCUCCUCCUGCUAAUUUUACUGCCUGCAAUCCUAUCUCUCCAAUCAGCUUUGGCUGUGGACUUUGUGUUCAAUGGCUUCAACUCCUCAGACAUGCUGCUUCUCUACAGCAACGCCACCGUCGAAUCUCGGAUUCUAACACUCACAAACAGCACAAAUUUCUCCAUCGGCCGAGCACUUUACAAGUCCAAGAUCCCCGCCAAGGCACCAAACUCUUCGUAUGUGUAUCCUUUCUCAACUUCUUUCAUUUUCUCCAUUGCUCCUUACAAGAACACUCUCCCUGGCCAUGGCAUGGUCUUCAUUUUCACCCCGGUUGCCGGCAUCAAAGGCACGAGCUCAAGCCAGCAUCUUGGGCUUUUCAACUUCACCAACGAUGGCAUCCCCAGCAACCAUGUGUUUGGUGUGGAAUUUGAUGUCUUCAAGAAUGAAGAGUUCCAGGACAUUAACGACAACCAUGUUGGUAUUGAUGUGAAUUCCCUCAAGUCUGUAGAAGCACAUGAGGCAGGGUAUUGGCCUGAAAAUAGCGAUUUCAAGAAAUUGAAGCUGAACAGUGGAGAAAAUUACCAAGUUUGGAUUGAUUAUAAGGAUUUCUUUAUUAAUGUUACUAUGGUAAGAGCGGGCAUGCAAAGGCCUCGAACCCCAAUUUUGAGUGUUUUUUAUAAUUUAUCUGAUGUUUUUGAGGAUGAAAUGUUUGUUGGGUUCACAAGUUCAACAGGGCAGUUGGUUGAGAGCCAUAAGGUUUUGGCUUGGAGCUUUAGCAAUUCCAACUUUUCGUUGAGUGAGAGCUUGAUCACUUCGGGUUUGCCUUCUUUUGUGCUUCCAAAGAGUCCGAUUUUCAAGUCAAAAGGUUUUAUUGCAGGAAUUGUAGUGGGUGGUUUGUUUGUAAUUGGUGUAUGUGCUCUGUUUUCUCUGUUUUUGAUUAAGAGGCAUAGGAGGCUAGCAAGGGAGAGAGAGGAUAUGGAGGACUGGGAAUUGGAGUUCUGGCCUCAUAGGAUUACUUAUCAGGAAAUCGAAGCGGCUACGAAGAGUUUCGGAGAAGAAAAUGUGAUUGGGGUUGGAGCCAAUGGGAAGGUUUACAAAGGUGUUUUGGCAGGAGGGGCAGAGGUUGCAGUGAAGCGCAUUUCACAUGAAAAUGAUGGAAUGAGAGAGUUCUUGGCUGAAAUUUCAAGCAUCGGGAGGUUGAAGCACAGGAACUUGGUAGGUUUGAGAGGUUGGUGUAAGAGAGAGAAGGGUAGCUUCAUGCUGGUCUAUGAUUAUAUGGAAAAUGGAAGUUUGGACAAGAGGGUGUUUGAUUGUGAUGAGAGUAAGAUGUUGAGCUUUGAGGAUAGAAUUAGGAUUUUGAGAGAUGUGGCUUCAGGGGUUUUGUACUUGCAUGAGGGUUGGGAAUCCAAAGUCCUACAUAGGGACAUUAAGGCAAGCAAUGUGCUACUUGAUAAGGAAAUGAAUGGAAGGCUUGGGGAUUUUGGGUUGGCAAGGAUGCAUGGUCACGGUGAAGUGCUUGGCACCACUAGGGUGGUUGGAACCAUAGGGUACCUGGCCCCGGAAAUCAUACGGGUCGGGCGAGCAUCAGAUCAAACCGAUGUGUUUGGGUUCGGAAUCUUGAUUUUGGAAGUAAUGUGUGGGAGGAGGCCUAUAGAGGAUGGGAAGCCACCUUUGGUGGAAUGGGUGUGGCAACUUAUGGUACAAGGCAAAUUAAUGGAUGGGUUUGAUGAGAGGCUUAGGACUAAAGGAGAAUUCAACGAGGAGGAAGUGGAGAGAGUGCUGCAUUUGGGAUUGUUGUGUGCAUAUCCUGACCCAAAUGCUAGACCAUCAAUGAGACAAGUGGUCAAAGUCUUGGAGGGGAAGAAUGAUCAGCCGGAGGAGUCUGAAACUGAGGAUAUGGAUGCAUAUUUGCUCCACAAAUUGCAAUCCAAAGAGAUGUGGUCUGAUUUUUCUCAAACUUUUGGGUAUGGAUCAGCACACCCAACUUUUGAGGAUAUUAAGCAGUCCAUAUCCACUUCAAUGUCUUUGUCUUGGUCCAAUACUAGCAUGGUGGAGGGCAGGUGAAUUUCCAUUACGCACCAAAUGCGAUGGCGGAGUUACGUACGGGUCUGAAAUUGUCUUAACCGCUCAAAUUUUAUAUGAACAAGAUUACCGAUAUGUACAUGGAAGAUUACCCGAAAGAUACGUAGCUAGCUCCACCACAUGGAAAUGGGAUUUUUCCUUUUGUUCUUUUUUUCUUCCACAUAUAUUCAUUCAUUUUCAUUGGAUUGGGUGAUGUAGAGGAGUCUUUUCUUUUUCUCUCUUUGCAAAUCAGAACCGUACAUAUGUAUUAUAGCAUACUUUAUGACAUAAUACGAGUGAUUUUUAGCUUAA